CCUCACAAGUUGUCUAACCUUUUUGUUCUUUUUUCUUUCCCUAUUUUUUUUUUUUUACAUUAGAUGCAAAUGAAUUGGAAUAUAAAGGCAGUUUUGUUAUAAUAUCGAAUAAUUAAGAUAUACCGGGAAAAAUGUGUAAUAUAUAGUAGUGCACAAGUUUUUCGUGACAACUUAACUAUAGUUGAAACAAUUCAUGUACAUAUAUGCAUUCCGUAUAAGGUUGCACCAACUUACUAACAUUUAAAAACAAAAGUUAAAUAAGAAAUUAAAGGACCAUAACACAGCACUAAUAAUCUUAACAAGGAAAAAAUGAUAUUUUUACUCGAUUGAUAAUUAUACAUAAAUUUGUAACCGAACCCGGCUGUCUUGCAUUGAUAUGUCACUAGAAAUUUACCAGACAACUUUACCUACUGCGUUACGCCGACAGUUAAAUUUGUCAUUAUAUCAAUUUAUAUGGUAAGCCUGUUUGACUUGUUAGGACCUUGUCAAACAUAUCUCAAACGGAUUAUAAACUACUGAGUAUUGUCAUUGCUAAACUUUACAAAUUCUGCUGCUAUUGUAACACCAACAGAAUUAGUAGAUCUACAUCCUCGUUGGCCUAAAUAUAAUCUUGACCUGUUUCUUAACCAACUCACCUACCUUAAUAUUGUCUUUUGAAGUUUAAUAAUUCAUCGAAGGGUCUACAUGUUCCAGAUACAUGUACGCAACGUUUUGACGUUAUUUUGUUCGUGUAUAAAAGAAAUCCAAGAAGAAUUCCGAUUACAGUCAAAUUGAUUAUCGUCUCGUUUUGAGUUUGCUGUACCAUUUUCAUUAAUUUCGUAUCAAAGUUUUAGAUAAAUACAAUUAUUAGCUAUAUAAUCGCACCAUUAAUAUUUGAUUUAACACUGAAUAUGAUACAAUAUUUUCAUAAACUUUGAUGCAGAACAACGACAUCUGUAGAACUUUCAUUUUUGAUAGAUAGUCACUUAUUGUGUGUAUGAAACAUACUGAGUUAUUUCACUAGGUGAUAAUAGUUAGUUCACAAACGUCAAUGUUCGUGUUAAAUGCCUAUUAACUGCAAGGCAAGCUGGACACCGACACCAGCAAGACUAUCAAAUGUUUUGCCAUUAUUCUACAAUGCGCAGCAAGGUUGAUGUAUUCAGUAGGAGUAGGAGCUCUCAGGCGAGGAAAAGGCUCCCGCAUAGGCUGCCACAGAACACGGCUAGUUAUGUUUCAGCGAAAUGUAAAUGCGCUGUCGUACAUUCAUAUGUUCUCAAUCCUGUUUAUCUCUUAUGUUUAUAUGUCAUUACAGUAUCCUUGGUGAAUGUUUACUUCGAUCAGAUAAUUAGAUCCCUACUCUGACCUUUCAUUUGAAUAACAAUAGAUUUAACCACAAACAUUGACAUGUGCUCUUUUUUAACAAAUAUGUUGUGGUGAAAUUCUUAUUGUAUCCACUAAUCGUAAUAAACAUACCACGGAUUUUAUUAAUCAAAAUGAUAUAGCUUGCGUGAAAUGAUCUCUUUGCCCUGUUUAGACAUGGCUCAAACUGAAAAUUGCUGAGAUAGACCUGCACACCAGGUCAGUUGAGACUUACUAUAUUUUGAUUAUCUUUUUCAUAUUUUACUGUUUUAAGGGCCUCGGUUGAACUAUUUAUGGUUUUAAAUAUUUAUGUUUUUAACGUUUUUGAAUCUCAAUGGAGUUCCUAAAUUUUUUAUCAUUUCACUUAUAUUCACUUAGAUUUUAAAGGGACUCCACUAAGGUUUUUUUAACUUGACGAAACGGGAUACAAUUGUUCCAGUUUAAUGUUCCAUUUGAUGUAGUUCUGGAAGAAAAACGAGUUUCAAUUUGUUUCUGGGUAUAUUUCGUAAUUAUCCUUUGCAAAUGUUUAUAAGUCGCCCAUUUGAUCUAUGAACGAAAUUCAACCUUUAUGUUUUGGGCUUUUUAGACCUCAGUGGAGUUCCUUUAAUAUUUCCAUUAUCAUAAUUGAAGUAUUAAAAUACAUAAUUAAGCUAUUGUAAAUUAUCCCGUGCCUUAUCGUAGUCUAUCAAGGAAAGAUCCCACUGAAUAAAGUCAAUGUGUUGACAUUAAAAAACCCACAAAGAUCAAGGCGACUGUUAUCUAUGCAAAGGUUGUAUAUCUAGUUUUUGCUUACAUUUUGAACAUUGAAAGAUUGAUCGUUUAAUAUCCCUGUGUCAUUCUGGUAAUGUUUGUCUAAAUACGAAACACGCCGUCAACUACAACAUUGAAUGAGGGGAAUAAAAUGACAUUGGUUUCCGUGCAUAACAACUUAUUGUAUCUAGUGACAUAAGUGAACACUAAAAGUGUAAGUAUUAUCAAGGAGAGGGGAGAAUAACUUCCAUAACAAAUUAUAACAUAUCCUAAUAUAUCAAGUACUAUCAAUUAAGUAUGUGUGUGUAUGUAUGUAGAGGAGAGGAUGAAUCUUGAUCGACCAGGAAGAUUGUACCUUGUAUGUUAUGUUAAGUUAAUUAAUUAUCUCCAUUUGCUACAUGCUUUAUCUGUUUAACAAAAUAAAGAAUGCGGUUUUAAACAUCAAGAUGUGAUAUUGAUUACACCUGCAACAAUGCUAUCUGAUUUUCAUAAACAAAAAGCGCUAACAAAGUAUAAAUAAGUCAUUCCACUACAAAAAUAUUACCUGAAAACAAAGAAUAACCUCUAUGUAAACGGAAGUAAAUUGAAUAAAACGUUCUGAAACAAGAGACAAUUAGCUGUUAAACAUUUUAUAAGUAACGUCUUGCAAAUGAAUACAUUGGUUUACUUAUCAAUCGUUGGACUUUGGACUUCUGUGAAAUGGUAUGGACGCAUCUGGACCAAAUCAGUUCGUACACAAAACAUACAUUCAAGUCAGCACUGAAGAGGAUGACGAACGAUGUUGGAUCACAGGGAUGACAUCUCUUAAUUCCAACCAAUUAAUACUUGCAGACAGCAAAAACAUUUCACUUAAAUUGGUUGACCUGUCAAAGAAUAGUGUAAUUGACCAGUUAAAACUAGAUAAUUAUCCGUUAGAUGUAACAGCACUAGAUGAUGGUGAAUGUGCUGUAACAGUCCCAGUGGAACAAACAAUACACUUCAUAUCCGUAACCGAAGAAACACUGACUUUUUCUGAUGAGAAAUUACAAGUUGAAGGUGAUUGUCGGGGUUUAUAUUUUUAUGGAAAAAGACUUUUAGUCACGUAUGGCUGUCCCUCUAAGCUUCAGAUACUGGAACUGAAUGGAACGGUUCUGAAAACAGUUAUGAUUAACUCGAUGCAGUAUCUAAUAUUCAGUGAACCUUAUUAUGUAACCGCUACUAACAAUCACAUAAUUGUGUCUGAUCUAGGACAAAGUGAAAUUACAAGACUGAACUGGAAUGGAGAGGUUUUAGAGAGUUUCACGACUGACGGGUCACCGCAUGGUGUUGCCGUGAUAGAAAAUGGUUUUCUCUUCGUUGCUGGUUCACACAUCAAACAAUGUAAUAACCAAAAUGAAAUUGACAAUGUUGUUACAGAUUUGGAGUUUCCAUAUGCAAUUGUUUAUAGUGAAACAAACAGAUUUUUAUUCGUAAGUUUCCAUAAGGGUUAUAGCAAGAAUGAUAACUAUUUACAAGUACUUGAAAGGAUGUAAUACUCCACAUACAGAUUAAUUAUAAGAACUUCAUUAAUAUGUCAACAUAAACAUAUACGGAUGAUAAAUACUAUCGAGAUAUUUAUAAUUACCUUAUAU
Messenger RNA from Ruditapes philippinarum (Manila clam), 3698 nucleotides. RefSeq lists its product as uncharacterized. Lineage: Eukaryota; Metazoa; Mollusca; Bivalvia; Venerida; Veneridae. The transcript is spliced from 2 exons. The record is from RefSeq and is a predicted model, not a curated record. Bases 2793 to 3599 code for a protein of 268 amino acids.